Procambarus clarkii (red swamp crayfish) is the source of this 2382-nucleotide messenger RNA. The record is from RefSeq and is a predicted model, not a curated record. NCBI's taxonomy places the organism in Eukaryota, Metazoa, Arthropoda, Malacostraca, Decapoda, Cambaridae.
AUGUUGCCGCCGCCGCCUGCCGCCGCCGCCAGCCGCUGCCGCCAGCCGCCGCCGCCAGCCGCCACCGCCAGCCACGGCCCGUCUCUUAUGUGGAGCUUUCGGUCUCCACAUUCCCAUCACCUUACAUUUACAGGGUUGAAGUCGAGUAGCCAUCUUUCAGAUACUUCACACAUGCCCCUUAUAGUACCAUCCUCGAAUAUCGACAUGUGGGAGUAUACUUCCUAUGUUAUAGUCAUAUAUUACCUGUGUUUUACCAGUAUAUUACCUGUGUUUUACCAGUAUAUUACCAGUGUUUUACCAGUAUAUUACCAGUGUUUUACCAGUAUAUUACCAGUGUUUUACCAGUAUAUUACCUGUGUUUUACCAGUAUAUUACAUGUGUUUUACCAGUAUAUUACCUGUGUUUUACCAGUAUAUUACCAGUGUUUUACCAGUAUAUUACCUGUGUUUUACCAGUAUAUUAUCUGUGUUUUACCAGUAUAUUACCUGUGUUUUACCAGUAUAUUACAUGUGUUUUACCAGUAUAUUACCUGUGUUUUACCAGUAUAUUACCUGUGUUUUACCAGUAUAUUACCAGUGUUUUACCAGUAUAUUACCUGUGUUUUACCAGUAUAUUACCUGUGUUUUACCAGUAUAUUAUCUGUGUUUUACCAGUAUAUUACCAGUGUUUUACCAGUAUAUUACCAGUGUUUUACCAGUAUAUUACCAGUGUUUUACCAGUAUAUUACCUGUGUUUUACCAGUAUAUUACCUGUGUUUUACCAGUAUAUUACCUGUGUUUUACCAGUAUAUUACCUGUGUUUUACCAGUAUAUUACCUGUGUUUUACCAGUAUAUUACCUGUGUUUUACCAGUAUAUUACCUGUGUUUUACCAGUAUAUUACCUGUGUUUUACCAGUAUAUUACCAGUGUUUUACCAGUAUAUUACCUGUGUUUUACCAGUAUAUUACCUGUGUUUUACCAGUAUAUUACCAGUGUUUUACCAGUAUAUUACCUGUGUUUUACCAGUAUAUUACCUGUGUUUUACCAGUAUAUUACCUGUGUUUUACCAGUAUAUUACAUGUGUUUUACCAGUAUAUUACCUGUGUUUUACCAGUAUAUUACCUGUGUUUUACUAGUAUAUUACCUGUGUUUUACCAGUAUAUUACCAGUGUUUUACCAGUAUAUUACCUGUGUUUUACCAGUAUAUUACCUGUGUUUUACCAGUAUAUUACCUGUGUUUUACCAGUAUAUUACCAGUGUUUUACCAGUAUAUUACCUGUGUUUUACCAGUAUAUUACCUGUGUUUUACCAGUAUAUUACCAGUGUUUUACCAGUAUAUUACCAGUGUUUUACCAGUAUAUUACCAGUGUUUUACCAGUAUAUUACCUGUGUUUUACUAGUAUAUUACCUGUGUUUUACCAGUAUAUUACCUGUGUUUUACUAGUAUAUUACCUGUGUUUUACCAGUAUAUUACCAGUGUUUUACCAGUAUAUUACCAGUGUUUUACUAGUAUAUUACCUGUGUUUUACCAGUAUAUUACCAGUGUUUUACCAGUAUAUUACCUGUGUUUUACUAGUAUAUUACCUGUGUUUUACCAGUAUAUUACCUGUGUUUUACCAGUAUAUUACCUGUGUUUUACCAGUAUAUUACCUGUGUUUUACUAGUAUAUUACCUGUGUUUUACCAGUAUAUUACCAGUGUUUUACCAGUAUAUUACCUGUGUUUUACCAGUAUAUUACCAGUGUUUUACCAGUAUAUUACCUGUGUUUUACUAGUAUAUUACCUGUGUUUUACCAGUAUAUUACCUGUGUUUUACCAGUAUAUUACCUGUGUUUUACUAGUAUAUUACCUGUGUUUUACCAGUAUAUUACCAGUGUUUUACCAGUAUAUUACCUGUGUUUUACCAGUAUAUUACCUGUGUUUUACCAGUAUAUUACCAGUGUUUUACCAGUAUAUUACCUGUGUUUUACCAGUAUAUUACCAGUGUUUUACCAGUAUAUUACCUGUGUUUUACCAGUAUAUUACCUGUGUUUUACCAGUAUAUUACCUGUGUUUUACCAGUAUAUUACCUGUGUUUUACCAGUAUAUUACCAGUGUUUUACCAGUAUAUUACCUGUGUUUUACCAGUAUAUUACCUGUGUUUUACCAGUAUAUUACCAGUGUUUUACCAGUAUAUUACCUGUGUUUUACCAGUGCUGUCACGGCCAACAUGGUGGCACCAGAGAACGUUACGGCCAACAUGGCGGCACCAGAGGACGUCACGGCCAACAUGGUGGCACCAGAUGACGUCACGGCCAACAUGGUGGUACCAGAGGAUGUCACGGCCAACAUGGCGGCACCAGAGGACGUCACGGGCCAACAUGUCGGCACUAGAGGACGUCACGGGCCAACAUGGCGGCACUAG